AUGACUCUUGAUGGAAGUUGUAUGGUUUGUGGAAGCGCGUUGGAAAAUACUGACCAUGUACUGCGAUUUUGUACACCAGCUGUGGAAACUUGGCUUUCUGUUACUAAGGUGGAAACGAGACAUGAGUCUCAGCUUGGAAGAAUGGCAAACCAUGGGUCGAACCAGACAUUGAGGCACAUAAAUGCUGAUUCUCGUAAAGCCAUAAGAUGUAAACCACUAGAUGAUGGAUGGAAGAACGUGAAUACUUAUGGUGUUAUGUGUCAACUUUCAGGGAUUGCUAUUGUGGGUGGAUUAAUCUGUGACCAGGUUGGAGUAUGGAUUGCAAGCUUCACAAGAAAUCUCGAGAGUUGCUUGGUGCUCAUGGCUGAACUCUGGGGUAUACUUGAUGGGCUCCAAAUAGCUUGGAGUUUCAGGCUGAAGAAAAUGGUGCUUGAGACAGACAGUAAGGAAGCUAUUCAAGCAAUUUAA
Gossypium arboreum is the source of this 468-nucleotide messenger RNA. RefSeq lists its product as uncharacterized. The record is from RefSeq and is a predicted model, not a curated record. NCBI's taxonomy places the organism in Eukaryota, Viridiplantae, Streptophyta, Magnoliopsida, Malvales, Malvaceae. Gene Ontology annotation, molecular function: nucleic acid binding; RNA-DNA hybrid ribonuclease activity. The coding region runs from base 1 to 468 and encodes 155 amino acids. The transcript has 2 exons.